CAUCCGUCAUUGUAUGUUGUAAACAUGUUUAACGUUUCAUUGUGUUGAUUUAUAUUUUUUAAUUAUUUUAAUGAUAAACUAUAUUUCCAUCUUUUAGUUUUAUUCUAUUCUAUUGCAAGGAUCAAAUUCAAAGGUUAAGCUAUAUGACGAAGCUGAAUAUUAUUCCUAUACUACUUUUUUGAUUGAUGAAUCAUCACUCAUAAUAUAAAAUUAAAUAUUAACAUUUAACUUUAUUAUCCAUCAUCAGAAGCAAGUAGAAUGGAGUGGCUGUUCGGACACCGCAUGACGCCCGAGGAGAUGCUGCGCAAGAACCAGCGCGCGCUGAACAAGGCCAUGCGCGACCUCGACCGCGAGCGCCUCAAGAUGGAGCAGCAGGAGAAGAAGGUCAUUGCUGACAUCAAGAAACUGGCCAAGGAUGGACAGAUGGAUGCCGUAAAAAUAAUGGCCAAAGACCUGGUCCGCACGCGUCGCUACGUGCGCAAGUUCAUGAUAAUGAAGGCCAACAUCCAGGCGGUGUCGCUCAAGAUCCAGACGCUCAAGUCGCAGAGCAGCAUGGCGCAGGCGAUGCGCGGCGUCACGCGCGCCAUGGCCACCAUGAACCGCCAACUCAAUGUGCCGCAGAUACAGAAGAUAUUGCAGGAAUUUGAGAAGCAAUCAGAAAUAAUGGACAUGAAAGAGGAGAUGAUGAAUGACUCUAUUGAUGAAGCAAUGGAGGCUGAUGAUGAUGAAGAGGAAAGUGAUGCUGUUGUAUCUCAAAUUCUGGAUGAGUUGGGAUUGCAGCUCAAUGACACACUGUCAGGUCUGCCUCAAGCCACAGGAUCUCUUGCUGUCUCAGCGAAAACGCCGGCGAGUCCGACGGCCGCGACGGCCAACGGCGCGCCGCUCAGCGACGCGGACGCCGAGCUGCAGGCGCGCCUCGACAACCUGCGCCGCGAGUGAGCCGCCCGCCGCCCGCUCCUACACACACAUACAUACGCGUACAUAUACACACGAGCCACACACACGCGGAUGUUCCCCCUCCCCUCACAUACAUACACACGCGCAGACAAGGCACACAGGUACACAGGCGCUCUCCACCACAUACACACACCUAUUAGUCUUAUAAACAUAUCUCUCGCAAUCUAUUGCCUGUUGAGUAAAAAAUAAUAUGAUAAUCGAAAGGGAGCGUGCAACUAUACAUAUUACAUACUCACAUUUUUUCCCUCACGCUGUGAUUGUACGAUCUGUUAAGAUAUGGAAUAUAAUUAUGCUUCGCGAAUGCUUAAUAUCAAAGUAGAAAUUGCUCAAUCGAAAAGAACACCUCAAUCUGUUGAGUGAAGUAAAAUAACUAUUUAUGUCAAGAAACUUAAAUCUGACAGUAUCAAUUUAAAAUGAGUGAGAUUGUGUCACAGAAUACCACCUCAUACUGUACAAUAAUAAUUUUUAUGAUACGAUUACAAUAAACUAAGCUUUUACCCACGCUAUUAUGUAAUGAUAUAUUUAAACUGGCCACUGAGAACCUGCUGAAAGGACAUGCAAGUGGCCAUGUUGUUUUACUGAAUUUUUCUGCGUUGAGCUUGUGUAAUCUUACAUUUGUAAUAUUAUGUACGAAUAAUGAUAAAAAAUUAUUACUUUGUUAAGUUUGUAAAUACAUAUAAAAUAUAUAACAUUUUUAAGUA
This is a messenger RNA of Colias croceus (clouded yellow), 1658 nucleotides long. RefSeq names its product charged multivesicular body protein 2a (gene Vps2). Bases 259 to 939 code for a protein of 226 amino acids. Lineage: Eukaryota; Metazoa; Arthropoda; Insecta; Lepidoptera; Pieridae. The record is from RefSeq and is a predicted model, not a curated record. The transcript is spliced from 6 exons. Gene Ontology annotation, biological process: endosome transport via multivesicular body sorting pathway; protein transport; late endosome to vacuole transport. Gene Ontology annotation, cellular component: ESCRT III complex; multivesicular body.